AUGACGGAAGCAACGCCAGAGGAUGCUGCGGCUCAGCGCGCGGCCGAACAAGUCCGUCUUCGCAAGGCGAAACGCGAGGCGAAAAUUCGUGCUGGCGGUACGGCGAGACUCAACAAAAUCACUGGUCUUGGUGGAGGAUUUCAGCGAGAUGAACCCGUAUCGACGCCACCCUCAACAUCAUCAUCCCCAGCUCCCCCUGCCACGGCGGGUCUGCCGAAGCCCAAAGUGAGCGCCGAACAUGCAGACCCUGAGGAAAUCGACAUUUCUCAGCACUACUACGAACCUGCCUUGACACCCCGUCCAUCCGCCACGGGACAGCCCUUUGACCCGAACUCAAUGAACGAAGACCAGCUUCGACAGAUGAUGCUCGGCUUCGAGGGUCCCGGCGCCGGCGGAGCCCCGCCCAACCCUUUUGCAGGUCCUGGCAUGCCCGGCGGCGAAGACGACCCCUUGAUGAAGAUGCUCUCGCAGAUGAUGGCCGGUGGUGGCGGUGCCGGUGGAAUUCCGGGCUUCCCCGGCGCUGGCGGUGCGCAGGGCGGUUUCCCCGCGGGAUUCCCUGGUAUGCCUGGCAUGCAAACACCCGAGCAAGCCAAGGCCUCUUCGUCCGCCUAUAUCUGGCGCAUCGUCCACGCCGUUUUCGCAAUCUCCCUAGGUCUCUACAUCGCCCUCACGACGACAUUCUCCGGCAGCAAGCUCGAGCGUGAACGUACGGCGCUGGCUUACAACUACCCCACGGGCAGCGAUGAGGCGGCCACAGACGUCAACAGUAUGGAGAAGGGCCGCGAGAUCUUCUUUUGGAUUUUUGCGACGACCGAGGCUGUGUUGCUUACGACUAGGUUCUUCAUUGAGCGUGGACGGGCGCCUCCGCCGGGCAUGUUGUGGACUGUUGUGGGAUUCUUGCCUGGUUCGAUCAAGACUUAUGCUGAGACGGCAUUGCGAUAUGCACAGAUCUUCUUGACGGUAAGGAGUGAUAUCCUCGUCUGUGUGUUUGUCUUGGGUAUUGCUUCGUUGAUCCGCGGUUGA
Molecule: messenger RNA, 1023 nt
Organism: Colletotrichum orchidophilum
Lineage: Eukaryota; Fungi; Ascomycota; Sordariomycetes; Glomerellales; Glomerellaceae
Exons: 2
Coding region: 1-1023 (340 amino acids)
Biological process (GO): retrograde vesicle-mediated transport, Golgi to endoplasmic reticulum
Source: RefSeq, a predicted model, not a curated record